Molecule: messenger RNA, 2274 nt
Organism: Chenopodium quinoa (quinoa)
Lineage: Eukaryota; Viridiplantae; Streptophyta; Magnoliopsida; Caryophyllales; Amaranthaceae
Exons: 1
Coding region: 1-2274 (757 amino acids)
Source: RefSeq, a predicted model, not a curated record
AUGGCAAAGAGCAAGGACGGUAAGGACGCUAGUGCUUCACAAAUAACCGAGGGCUAUGCGCCUGAGGCUCUCAUUCAAGCUGUCCAAAAGCUUGAGAAGCGAGUGAAUAAAGUUGAUGAGAGAUCGGCCAAAGCCGAAGUUGCUGCUUGCGACAUGACGGAUUCUGUCGGCAAGGUCGAGAAUGAAGUUAUUACGCUCAAAGGGCAAUUAGGGGAACUAGACGAUCGUCUAGAAGAGGUAUCCCUUGAUGCUCAAUCACUCGCUGAUCAGGCUUUUGAGAAGAUGAUGGGCGAGAUGGCAAAAAUGCGUGAGGAGUUCACGGGGGAACUCCUUGCUUUGAAGAAGGAGAACGAGCUCCUCAAGGAGGAACUCACGUCGCUAAAAAGGACCACGAUGGCUGGGGGCGCCACCAUUCAAGUCGGUCCUAAGGUGGAAAUUCCCAAGCCUCCAAAGUAUCAUGGAAAGAGGGAUGCUCGGGAAAUUGACAACUUCCUAUGGAGCAUGGAGCGAUACUUUGAGGCUGUGCACUUGGAGGAGGAUGCCUCCAAGAUUAAUGCUGUCACUAUGUAUCUCGGAGAUGACGCCAUUCUGUGGUGGAGAAGGCGUGAACAAGACAUCAAGAAUGGUUCAUGUUCCAUCCGAACAUGGGACCAAUUCAAGGAAGAUUUCAAAAAGCAAUUCCGCCCGCAUGACGCAGCCAAGGUCUCCAUGAUGAAGCUGCGUGAACUCAAGCAUAGCAGCACCAUCAAGGAGUACAUCAAGCAAUUUACAACCCUCGUGCUCGAAAUUGAUAAUUUGCCGGAGGCUGCACAACUUAUAUAUUUUAUUGGAGGGUUGCAACGAUGGGCUCAACAAGAGGUAGAAAGGAGGAACGUUCAAACACUUGCUGAGGCCAUCGCAGCUGCAGAGUCCUUGGUUGAUUACAGGGACACAAGGAAGGAAGGGCGUAGCAACGGCAGCAAGGGAAAAGGUGGGGGAGCCAAGCCCACUGAUCGAAGCAGCACCAAUAGCAACAAGACGGUGAAAAAGGACAAGGCAAAGGGAUCAUCGUCGUCUUCUUCAUCAUCUGACAAGCCCAACAACAGGGGCUGUUACUUGUGCGGAGGGCCGCACUGGGCAAGGGAUUGCCCUGGGAGACAGAAGCUCAGCGCCAUCAUAGCUUCGGGCGGUGAAUCGUCGGGGGACGAUGCACAAAUGGGGUCGUUGCGCCUCUUUAGUAGCGUACGGGCCACACCAAAAGCUGAGGAGAGCACCAAAGUGGUCCAGGUAAGCACGUUACCUCGCCCGAAGGGCUCACUUAUGUUUGUUGAUACAUUAGUGAAUGGGAGAGCUUCUAAGGCACUCGUGGACUGUGGUGCCUCACACAACUUCAUUACGGAGAAGGAAGCAAUGAAGUUGGGAAUCAAGUACACCAAGGAACCGGGGAGGAUCAAGACGGUCAACACCUCGCCCGUUCCUAUCCUUGGUGUGGCGCAUAAGGUGCCUAUUUGUCUGGGACAAUGGAGUGGCACCAUAAAUCUCACAGUCGUGCAUAUGGACGACUUCUCUUUGGUGCUGGGACUUGAGUUCAUCGACACAGUAAGGCCCGUUUCUUUUGAAGCGGACGGGUCAAUUAUGAUCAAAAGGGAUCAAGGGUCAUGGUCCGUUCCUGUCACACGAGAAGAAGUUGAAGCCAAGACAAUCUCAGCAAUCCAGGUGUCCAGGGGGAUCAAAAAGGGACAAGAGACUUUCUUGGCUGCAUUAGUGGAGGAAGAGGAGCCCCAUGGAAAUGAGGUUCCAUCAGAAAUCUCCGGAGUCCUUGAAGAGUAUAAGGAUGUGAUGCCUCCGGAGUUACCAAAGAGACUACCUCCUAGAAGGGAGGUGGAUCAUGAGAUUGAGCUGGAGCCAGGGACCAAGCCUCCAGCCAUGGCACCAUACCGCAUGGCCCCACCCGAGCUCGAGGAAUUAAGGAAGCAAUUGAAGGAGCUGCUGGAAGCAGGGUUCAUUAGGCCCUCAAAGGCACCAUUUGGAGCACCAGUCCUAUUUCAGCGCAAGCAUGAUGGGAGCUUGCGAAUGUGCAUUGACUAUCGGGCUCUCAACAAGAUCACUGUCAAGAACAAGUAUCCAAUCCCGUUAGUCGCCGAUUUGUUCGAUCGACUCGGCAAAGCACGGUACUUCUCCAAGCUGGACCUACGAUCGGGGUAUUGGCAGGUGCGCAUCGCCGAAGGGGACGAGGCGAAGACGGCAUGCGUGACCAGGUGUUCCAGGUCUUACGAGGGAACGAGCUUUAUGUGA